This is a messenger RNA of Phytophthora infestans T30-4, 1491 nucleotides long. Its product is annotated as ATP-binding Cassette (ABC) superfamily. The record is from RefSeq and is a predicted model, not a curated record. Lineage: Eukaryota; Oomycota; Peronosporomycetes; Peronosporales; Peronosporaceae. The coding region runs from base 1178 to 1471 and encodes 97 amino acids. The transcript is spliced from 2 exons.
UCGUCAGUACUGGACGUGUGCGUGUACCAUGAUAUCGACUACUGUACUACUGAAGGCACGACCAUGGGCCAGUACUACCUGCAGUUAUUCGACCUCAAGACGGAGAAGAUCUGGAUCUUCUACUGCGUCAUCUACAUGGCUGUCUUCUACGUGACGUGUAUGACUCUGGGGUAUCUGGCUCUAGAGUACAAACGCUACGAGACGCCCGAGAACGUGGGGGUUGUCACUACAAAGACCGAAGAAGACGACGCUUACAGACUUGCUACUACCCCCACUAGCAAUGUCUCCAAGUCUCUUACAGCGAGUGAGGUGGUGAUGGAGGUAGCGUCUCGAAACUCGAGCUUCACUCCAGUCACUGUGGCGUUCAAAGACCUGCGGUACUCGGUGCCAAAGCCGUCGAAUCCCAAGGAAUCCAUCGAGCUGCUUAAAGGUAUCAGUGGCUUUGCUCUUCCUGGUCAAAUGACCGCUCUUAUGGGCGCUUCGGGAGCUGGCAAGACGACUCUCAUGGACGUAAUCGCGCACCGGAAGACUGGCGGGACGAUCUCGGGUCAGAUCCUCCUGAAUGGCUACGAAGCCAACGAGUUUAUCCGUCGAUGCACUGCCUACUGCGAGCAAAUGGACAUUCACUCGGAAGCCUCCACGAUCCGUGAAGCUCUCACGUCUAGUGCGUUCUUACGUCAAGAUAGCAGCGUUCCGGACAGCACUAAGAGGGAUUCUAAGUACGAUUCCGUGGACGAGUGUUUGACGCUUCUGGACUUGCACGAGAUCGCCGACCAGAUCAUCCGAGGCAGCUCCACGGGGCAGAUGAAGCGCUUAACGAUCGGCGUGGAGCUGGCUGCUCAGCCGAGUGUCUUGUUCCUUGACGAACCUACCAGUGGACUGGACGCUCGAUCCGCUAAAGUGAUCAUGGAUGGAGUGCGGAAGGUGGCGGACUCUAAACGCACCAUCGUGUGUACGAUCCACCAACCUUUGGCGGAGGUUUUCUUCCUGUUCGACAGUCUGUUGCUGCUGAAACGCGGUGGCGAGACGGUGUUCUUCGGUGACUUGGGACACAAGUGCAAGCAUCUGGUCGACUACUUUGACGCGCUUCCGGGCAUCUCGUCGCUGCCGGCCAAGUACAACCCUGCGACGUGGAUGCUCGAGUGUAUCGGUGCCGGUGUCUCGAACAAUUCCGCGGAUGGCUUGGACUUUGUAUCGACGUUUGAAGCCAGCGAACAGCAGCAGAAACUGCACCACGCUCUGUCGAAUGAAGGCAUCGGACUGCCGUCUCGUGACAUCUCCGAGCUGCUCUUCGCCAAGAAACGAGCCGCAGCGUCCACGACCCAGAUGCACUUCCUCGUCAAGCGCUUUAUGGACAUGUACUGGCGCUCACCUACGUACAACCUCACACGAGUGGGCAUGUCGGUGUUUUUGGCGCUACUUUUCGGUGUCACGUUUACUCAGGCCGAGUACCAGACGUACCAGGGCUUGAACUCGGGCAUGGGGAUGCUU